Molecule: messenger RNA, 1548 nt
Organism: Chondrus crispus (carragheen)
Lineage: Eukaryota; Rhodophyta; Florideophyceae; Gigartinales; Gigartinaceae
Product: Serine/threonine protein kinase
Exons: 2
Coding region: 1-1548 (515 amino acids)
Biological process (GO): peptidyl-serine phosphorylation; peptidyl-threonine phosphorylation
Cellular component (GO): cytoplasm
Molecular function (GO): protein tyrosine kinase activity; ATP binding; protein serine/threonine kinase activity
Source: RefSeq, a predicted model, not a curated record
AUGUCCCCGGCGCGUACCUCCCGCUUCGAGGCCUGGCGACCGCUUCCCUCCCGCCAGGUCCCCUCCGCCCACCGCGCCCCUCUCCACCACGCCACCUCUGGCUUGCUUUCGCUCUACUCCCGCUGCAACCCCGCUUUUCUCUUCAUCCGCAGCGUCCCUAGACGAUGCCUCACCAAACCCACCCACCCCGCAGGAAAUGACGGUUAUGAUAACAUCCACCAUGACUACAUCCUCCACGUCAAUGAUACCCUGAGUGAUGGCAGGGGCAACGAUUUUGUCGUCCUGGAUCUUUUAGGCACCGGCACUUUCGGACAGGUCGUCAAGUGCAGGCAUUUCACAGCAGGUACUAUCGUCGCCGUCAAGGUUAUCAAGAAUCAGCCAGCUUACUUCAAUCAGGCAUGGGUUGAGAUUAACAUUCUCCGCAUCUUGCAUUUCAACAACAGCUCAGAUGACACCCGUCACAUCGUCAACUUUCACAAUCAUUUCAUUUUUCGCGGCCAUCUAUGUCUGGUUUUCGAGCGUCUCAGCAUCAACCUCUACGAGCUCUUGAAGCAGAACAGCUACGUCGGUCUCAACUUUGACACCCUCCGCACAUUCCUCUCUCAGCUGCUCAACGCCCUCAAUGUCCUCGUCCUGUCCGAGGUCAUCCAUUGCGACCUCAAGCCUGAGAACAUUCUCCUCGAGAACCUCGACACGGCCAACGUCAAGAUCAUCGAUUUUGGCUCGGCCUGCCAGCUCCACUAUCCUAUUUAUUCCUACGUUCAAUCCCGUUUCUAUCGCGCCCCCGAGGUCCUGCUCGGCUGCCCCGAGUACGACUCCAAGAUCGACAUGUGGAGCCUGGGCUGCGUCGCGGGCGAGCUCUUCCUUGGCAUUCCCCUUUUUCCCGGCCAGAACGAGAUGAACAUGGUCUCGCGCAUCGUCGAGAUGCUCGGCGACAUGCCUGACCGCUUCCUGCGCCGCUGCCAAAAUACCUCCAAGUUUUUCUACCCCGUGCGUGCCGGCGAGACUGCGCCCGACGACGUCCAUCUCUUCCACCUCAAAUCCUCGGCCCAGUACGAGCAGGAGAACAACACUACGCUCCCCGAAUGGAAGCGCUUCUUCAAAGAGAAGAAGCUGCGCGACAUCAUCAUGACCUACCCCUUUCGCACCCCGGCCCCGCACGCCGACGAGAUUGCCCUGCGCGAAUCCUUCAACGACCUCCUUAACGGCAUGCUGCGUGUCGACCCGCGUGAUCGCUGGAACCCCGCCGACGCCCUGCAGCACCCCUUUAUGAAGGGCGAGCCCCUCCCCGGCGGUCAGCCGUGGGUCCCGCCAUCCCGCCCGUACCGCACGCCGGGCUCCAAGCCCAUCCUGAUCCAGCAGCCCGGUACCAUGGCCCCGACGCCUAUGGACGAGGUGUACAGCGCGUCGGCGCCAAACUUCACGCCGCAGGGCCGUCUCAACAUGAACACCACGUGGGGCACCGGGGCAGGCGGACACGCCACUGUCGUGGGGCGAGGGAGCAUGCCUCGGGGACAGCAUGUACUCUGGCGAGGCGACGAAUGCUGA